GGUUUCUUCUUCUCCUCCUCCUCCUCCUGUCAAGAUGGCGGACCGUCGGCGACAACGAGCCUCGCAGGACAGCAGCGAAGAGGACGAGUCUGACUCGCCGCCCGGCAGCGGCGCUCCUUCCCCGCGCGGCACUCACCGCCUCGGCACGGCCGGGUCGGUCGCCGGCGCUCCCGGGAGCGGCCAAGGCGACGCGGAAGCGGUGGUGGAGGAGGCCGUCGCCGCCGAGCCGGUGGUUGGUGGAGCCAGCCCGGCCGACUCGGAGUGUGAAAGCGAAGACGGCAUAGAAGGAGACGCUGUUCUCUCUGACUAUGAAAGCGCUGAAGAUUCUGAGGGCGAGGAGGGGGAAUACAGUGAGGAAGAAACAUCUAAAGUGGACCUGAAGCAGGACAGCAAUGAAGCCAACGGACUGGCAACAAAGACAGACAAAGGGGGUGAAAAACCAGUGCCUAAAGGCACAGUGGCGGGCGAGAGGCAAAGCGGGGAUGGACAAGAAAGUACCGAACCAACUGAGAACAAAGUUGGCAAGAAAGUUGCCAAGCAUUUGGAUGAUGACGAGGACCGGAAGAAUCCUGCAUACAUCCCUCGAAAAGGCCUCUUCUUUGAGCAUGACCUCCGUGGGCAGACCCAGGAAGAGGAAGUCCGUCCCAAGGGUCGGCAGCGUAAGCUGUGGAAAGAUGAGGGGCGAUGGGAACACGACAAGUUCCGAGAAGAUGAGCAGGCACCAAAAACGAGACAGGAACUGAUUGCGCUGUAUGGGUAUGAUAUCCGCUCAUCCCACAACCCUGAUGACAUCAAGCCCAGGAGGGUGCGCAAACCAAGGUUUGGGAGUCCACCUCAGAGAGAGCCGAAUUGGGCUAACGAGCGGCCCAGUAAGCCCCCACGACACCAGAGCCUUGACAGUACCCCGGUGCCUCCCCGGACAUUCAUCAACCGGAACGCAGCGGGGACAGGACGCAUGCCCCUGCCGAGGACUUUCCCGAGGCCCGGCGGCUACAAAGAGACCCGGCCGAGCUACCGUGCCGUGGAUGCGAGCAGCCAGCAUGCGCCGCGUUUCAGCGAGCACUCCAAGCACGAGAGCAAUUACUGGGCCCGGCGCUCGGAGCCCGUCCCAGCACGAGACCCUUCUCCCGAGCCAGAGGUCAUGCACGUUCGCAGCAGCCCUGUUAAAAAGGAAGAGGUUCUUCCAGAAAGCCCAACAGCUCCUGCGGACACUCUGCAGCCUCCUCCCGAUAAGCCCGUAGAGAAGAAGUCCUAUUCCCGGGCAAGAAGGAGCCGGACCAAAGCAGGCGAGACGGGGAAAUUGGCGGAUGAGAUCCCACCUCCGUCCGGGUUCACUCCCGCACCACUGAAAACUGCAGAGGUGAUGCCAUCCUCUUCGCCAGCGAAGACUGAGAACUGGGAAGUGCCUGUCGAAGCCAGUCUAGACGACCUGGAGCAGGACAUGACCCAGCUGAAUAUAACGGAACAAAACUGGAACCAAGGGCAGCCCCAGUUCAUACAGCCGCAGGGUAUUCCGAAUCAGAUGCAUAUUGGAGCAGCCCCACCUCCUCAGUUCAACCGGAUGGAAGAGAUGGGAGUCCAGGGGAGCCGUGCAAAGCGUUACUCAUCGCAGCGCCAGAGGCCCGUCCCGGAGCCUGCUCCACCCGUGCACAUCAGCAUAAUGGAAGGGCACUACUACGAUACACUACAGUUCCAGGGCCCAAUCUACACCCACAGCGAGAACCCUGCCCCGCUGCCUCCCCAGGGGGUGAUCGUUCAGCCCGAAAUGCAUCUCCCCCAUCCAGGGUUGCACCCCCACCAGGCACCUGCGCCAUUGACUAACCCCGGCUUGUUUCCUCCUGUCUCCAUGCCUCCCGGGCAGCAGCCCCCACCCCCACCCCAGCAGCUGCUGGCGCCGACUUACUUCUCUCCUCCUCCAGGAGUGAUGAAUUUUGGCAAUCCCAGUUACCCUUACCCUCCGGGAGCUCUCCCGCCACCCCCGCCUCCUCAUCUCUACCCCAACGCUCAAGCCCAGUCUCAGGUGUUCGGAGGGGUCACCUAUUAUAACACGUUUCAGCAGCAAGUCCAGCCAAAGCCGUCUCCUCCCCGAAGAACCUCCCAGCCCGUCACCAUCAAGCCCCCUCCCCCCGAGGUGGUAAGCAGGGUUCCCGUUAACGUUUCUAAACACUUUUGAAGGACAGCAGAAAUGAAAAAUCGAAAGAGAGGAGCAACACCUAAGGACUCUGCGUUUUGCUGGUUUUCAGUGAGGUGCCAGGGCUGGCAUCUAGGGCAGGCAGAAGGCAUCUCCCGGGCGCGGAGCCCUUCCUUUCCCCUUGGUUAACAGGUGAUGCAAGCGGAUGCAGGCGCUCCUGCCGUGCCAAACCGUGUCAGUAUUGAGAUUGGGGCCAGGUUGUCCGUCAGGAGAGCAUCAGCGAAACUCGCAUCUCUUUGCAGCCCCCGCCCCGGAGGAUGGUGAAAAGACUUGACUGGGGUGUCAAGGUGUAUCUGCUCACAGAGAGGGGGAAAUGGUUCUCCUUGUUCUGUUCUCUUCCAUGUGUAUUGGGUCGUCCCCGUCCGCCCCGCCCGGUGUUGAACUAAAAUUUCCCCAAUUCUUCCUUGUGUUGAACUUCCCAUUUUGAAGAACUUAACUUUGCUUCUCCCCCCCCCCCCCCCCCCUUCUGUUAAACCGGUCGUUUGCUUUCUUGAAGUUGGCAUGACUCUGUUCUCCAUGGCCGUCCCUCCCCAGUGAUAACAAUUUUUAAAACAAGUCAUGUGUUUUUUUUGACGUGUGUUCUUAGGUUCUUGCAUUGAAAUUUAUCACGGGGUCUGGGAAAAGAGCCGUUGAAUCGGAGAACACCGUGUGUGUGUGUGUUUCUUGCCAGUUACCACUUUUUACUUUGGGGGAGUCCGUCUGGGUUAGAAUAAGCUCCAGCAGCAGCAGUUGUCUCGAUGCCCUCAAAUUCUUCAUGCUCUCCGAUUGGCUUUCUUAGCCACAACCUAAUUCUAGCUCCACCCCUCCGCCCCAGACUAAACAUCCUCGAAUAAACCUACACCCAUGUGAGGAACAGGUAAGUUGGUCUCAACCAGCCCCGAUGCUGGCCCUUUUUUUUUUGGGAGCGCUGAGCGAUUCCUUGCAAGUUGCCAGCUGGCUCAGUGGCCCCCUUCGCAGUGUCGGUCUUGCCAGCCCAGCUGCAUGGCUUCUGUUGACUUUUCUGCAAUUGGUACCUUUUUUUGUUCUAAAUUCAGUUUCUGAACUACGCAAGGGAGGCAACGCUCGAUUGACCAACCUUCGGCUACGUGUCCUGGCUGAAGGAAGUAUCUAGGAUUGGCGUCAGCUUAAAGUUUCUGACCCGUCUGCUUCUUAUGGAUAGUCGUUUCAUGCACGUGUAAGUUUCCUAACUUCAAGCACCAGGGGCCAGUGAACUUCCUUUGUUGAAAUCCACUAAUCCUUUAAAGUUUUAAUUUUGAACAAGUACAACUGGCAUUUUUGAAGGGGAAAAGCCCCUUUAUGUUCUCAGUGUAUUUGGUCCCCAUCUCCCCCCCCCCCCCGCCUUAACGCUUGAACUGUAACAUAUCAGUCUUGGAAAUUUUUAGACCUAAACACACUGUGAUGGCUAAUUUGUUUUUGUUAAUAAAUUUGUUUUUUGU
Gekko japonicus is the source of this 3627-nucleotide messenger RNA. It is a transcript of the gene CASC3, whose product is annotated as cancer susceptibility candidate 3. The transcript is spliced from 14 exons. The record is from RefSeq and is a predicted model, not a curated record. Gene Ontology annotation, molecular function: mRNA binding. Bases 35 to 2173 code for a protein of 712 amino acids. Gene Ontology annotation, cellular component: exon-exon junction complex. Lineage: Eukaryota; Metazoa; Chordata; Lepidosauria; Squamata; Gekkonidae. Gene Ontology annotation, biological process: mRNA processing.